This is a messenger RNA of Ziziphus jujuba (common jujube), 1920 nucleotides long. RefSeq names its product nuclear/nucleolar GTPase 2. NCBI's taxonomy places the organism in Eukaryota, Viridiplantae, Streptophyta, Magnoliopsida, Rosales, Rhamnaceae. The record is from RefSeq and is a predicted model, not a curated record. Gene Ontology annotation, molecular function: GTP binding. The coding region runs from base 151 to 1773 and encodes 540 amino acids. Gene Ontology annotation, cellular component: nucleolus. The transcript has 10 exons.
UUUUUUUCCCCUUCCUUCGAAGCCUCUUUUUGGAAACCCUAGCUAGGGUUUUUAAGGGUUGGUGAUCAGCUGGUGUCUCAGCUAUAGAGAAAAUUUGGAGGUUUAUUCGCGGCUGGUAAUUUCAGACUUUUUUUUUUUAAUUUUUCCGUUAUGGCGAAGAAGAAAGAGAAGAAAGUGAACAUAUCCGGUAAUCCUAAGCAUUCACUGGAUGCGAAUCGCAAAGAUGGCAAAAACAACUCCCGGAGCGCCGCCACCGUUCGCCGCCUCAAGAUGUACAACACGAGGCCCAAACGUGACCGGAAGGGAAAGAUUUUGCAGCAUGAAUUACAGUCCAAGGAAUUGCCCAACACCCGAAUCCAACCCGACCGGCGGUGGUUCGGGAACACUCGGGUUGUGAACCAGAAGGAACUUGAAUUUUUCCGUGAGGAGCUCCAGAGCCGUAUGUCAAGCAACUACAAUGUCAUAUUGAAGGAGAAGAAACUGCCAUUGUCACUCUUGAAUGAUCACCAGAAGCAAGCCAGAGUUCAUCUACUUGAUACACAGCCUUUUGAGGAUGCAUUUGGACCCAAGACUAAGAGGAAGCGUCCAAAACUCAUGGCAGCGGAUUAUGAUUCUUUAGUUAAGCACGCUGAUGGGUCUCAGGAUGCAUUUCAGCAAAAGUAUGGUGUUGAUGCAUCAGCUGAAGGAAGUGGAGAAGAUGGAUUCAGAGACCUGGUUCGCCAUACAAUGUUUGAGAAGGGUCAGAGUAAACGUAUUUGGGGUGAGCUCUACAAAGUUAUUGACUCGUCUGAUGUUGUUGUCCAGGUACUCGAUGCAAGAGACCCACAAGGUACCAGAUGUUACCACUUAGAGAGGCAUUUGAAGGAGCAUUGCAAGCAUAAAAACAUGGUUUUUUUGUUAAACAAGUGUGAUUUGGUUCCUGCCUGGGCGACAAAAGGCUGGCUUAGAGUAUUAUCCAAGGAAUAUCCGACUCUUGCAUUUCAUGCUAGCAUCAACAAGUCCUUUGGCAAGGGUUCUCUUCUGUCUGUAUUGAGACAAUUUGCCCGCUUAAAGAGUGACAAACAAGCAAUUUCUGUGGGAUUUGUUGGGUAUCCUAAUGUCGGGAAGUCAUCAGUUAUUAAUACCCUGCGCACCAAAAAUGUAUGCAAGGUUGCUCCUAUCCCCGGGGAAACUAAAGUAUGGCAAUAUAUAACACUCACAAAGAGGAUUUUCUUGAUCGACUGUCCUGGAGUUGUUUAUCAGAACAAAGACACUGAGACAGAUGUUGUGCUGAAGGGUGUGGUGCGGGUCACAAACUUGGAAGAUGCUGCAGAACACAUAGGAGAAGUUCUGAAGCGAGUUAAGAAGAAGCACCUUGAAAGAGCAUACAGAAUAAAAGACUGGGUUGAUGAUAAUGACUUUCUAGUUCAACUAUGCAAACUGACAGGCAAACUUUUGAAGGGUGGUGAACCGGAUUUGAUGACUGCGGCAAAAAUGGUUCUCCAUGACUGGCAGAGGGGUAAAAUACCAUUUUUUGUGCCACCUCCAUGUCAAAAAGACGAAGAAUCAGAGGGACCCAAUGUUGAUAGCAAAGAUGAAGAUGCAGAGACCGAUAACAACCAGGCAUCUGCAGCUUUUAGAGCCAUUGCAAAUGUUAUUUCGUCUCAACAGCAAAUGAGUGUCCCUGUUCAAAGGGAUCUCUUCAGUGAGGCCGAGUUAAAGGGUGAAACCGCAGAGCAACUUCCAGCAACCGAGAGCGACUCAGAUCACCAGCUACCAAAAAUAGAGUCAUAGAUUUUAUGUCAAAACAACGUAGUACAGUAAUGUUCUUUUUCUUACCGUGUUUUGUUUUCUAAUCUUUUAUUUUAGAUGAGUGUAAUAUUUAUAUAAAAAUGGAGAUUACAGUGUAGUUGAUUUUGAUAAUAUAUUUAUUUUUUCCAA